CGCAUUGUAGAGUACAGCGAUAAAAGGGUAGACUGUAUCUCUCUAGAUCGCAAGAAAAACACUUUCAGACAAUAAAGGCCAUAUUGUUACAGAAAUUAUCAUUUACAAUGUAGUCUGGGCAAAUUGUCAGAUGUUUUAUUCUUAACAAAACCGAGUAUCAAACAACGACGUCAUCGCAUCGGAAAAUAUUUAGAGCAGGUUUCGUUUUGUCUACUACAGCCCAAAUCCCACCAAGGCUAGUGCCUUGUGGUGCUGCACUUGUCCUACCUAGUUAUCAGUGAAGAUGGCUGUUGGAUCUGGUUCUCCAGCACCUUUAAAGAAGGUCCAAAGAGUCCAGUUUGGCAUAUUCAGUCCUGAUGAACUUAAACAAAUGUCAGUGACCGAGGGAGGAGUAAAAUACUCAGAAACCAUGGAGGGAGGAAGACCAAAGUUGAAUGGCUUGAUGGACCCUCGUCAGGGCUGCAGUGAUCGCUUUUCACGAUGUCAGACAUGUGCUGGAAAUAUGACCGAGUGCCCUGGUCACUUUGGACACAUUGAGCUUUCAAAACCAGUAUUCCAUGUUGCUUUAAUUCCUAAAAUCAUUAAAGUUUUAAGAUGUGUGUGCUUUUACUGUUCCAAACUACUUGUUGAUCAGGACCAUCCAAAAAUCAAGGAAAUCAUGUUAAAAACACAUGGCCAUGCAAGAAAAAGAAUAGUCCAUGUUUAUGAACUCUGUAAAGGAAAAAAGAUUUGUGAAGGUGGUGAUGAAAUAGAUGACAAACUUGAUGGUGCUGCAGGUGAUGGUGAAGUAAAAAAGGGUCAUGGUGGUUGCGGUCGUUACCAGCCACAAAUCAGGAGGCAAGGUCUGGAGCUUACUGCUGAGUGGAAACACGUGAAUGAGGAUUCACAGGAAAAGAAAAUUGUCUUGACGGCAGAAAGGGUUCACGAGAUCUUUAAAAGAAUUUCAGAUGAAGAAUGCACAAUCAUUGGCAUGGAUCCUCAGAAUUGUCGCCCGGAUUGGAUGAUUUUGACUGUGUUGCCUGUGCCUCCAUUACCUGUCCGACCUUCCAUUGUCAUGCACGGUGGAAGUGCUAGAAGUCAAGAUGAUUUGACUCACAAGCUUUCAGAUGUUGUUAAAUGUAAUAAUGGCCUUAAAAGAAAUGAACUGAAUGGUGCAGCCGCUCAUAUCAUCGCUGAAGAUACGAAGAUGUUACAGUAUCAUGUAUCAACGUUGUUUGAUAAUGAAAUCCCCGGCUUACCUAAGGCAAUGCAAAAGUCAGGGCGUCCUUUGAAAUCAAUAAAGCAAAGAUUGAAAAGCAAAGAAGGUCGUAUUCGUGGUAAUCUCAUGGGAAAACGAGUUGAUUUCUCUGCCCGUGCUGUUAUUACACCAGAUCCGAAUCUUUCAAUUGAUCAAGUGGGCGUUCCGAGAAUGAUCGCGCAGAAUUUAACUUUCCCAGAAAUUGUGACACCAUUCAAUAUUGAUCGCAUGCAGGAACUGGUUCGUCGUGGUAGUUCUCAUUAUCCUGGAGCAAAAUAUAUCAUUCGCGAUAAUGGAGACCGAAUUGAUUUACGUUUCCAUCCAAAACCCAGCGAUUUGCAUCUUCAAUAUGGCUACAAGGUGGAGCGUCAUUUGAGAGACGAAGAUUUGAUUGUAUUUAAUCGUCAACCAACUUUGCACAAAAUGUCUAUGAUGGGUCAUCGCGUAAAGGUUUUGCCUUGGUCCACGUUUCGUCUUAAUCUCAGUGUCACAACACCUUACAACGCUGAUUUUGACGGUGAUGAAAUGAAUCUUCACGUGCCACAAUCGCUUGAAGCACGUGCUGAAAUAUCCGAAUUAAUGAUGGUGCCACGACAGGUUAUCACACCACAAUCAAACAGACCCGUCAUGGGUAUUGUGCAAGAUUCGCUAACAGCUGUUCGGAAAUUUACCAAGAGGGAUGUUAUGAUGGAAAAGGAUGUCGUUAUGAACUUGUUGAUGUGGUUACCAAGCUGGAACGGCAAGUUACCAGUCCCAGCAAUAUUGAAACCCAAACCAUUAUGGACUGGAAAACAGAUCUUCUCAAUCUUAAUCCCUGGCAAUGUCAAUAUGAUUAGAGCUCACAGUACCCAUCCUGAUGAAGAAGACGAUGGACCAUACAGACACAUUUCACCUGGUGAUACAAAGGUAUUGGUGGAAGAUGGUGAUCUACUGUCAGGAAUUAUCUGUAAGAAAAGUUUAGGAACGUCGUCCGGCAGUUUGGUUCAUAUCGUCGCCAUGGAGUUAGGCCAUGAAGUCGCUAAGAAUUUUUAUGGAGAGAUCCAGACUUGUGUUAACAACUGGCUGUUGAUUGAGGGACAUAGUAUUGGCAUAGGAGAUUGUAUUGCUGAUAACGAAACGUACGAGGUUAUUCAGAAAACGACGAAAAAAGCAAAGGAUGACGUUAUUCAGGUUAUCGAGAAGGCCCACAAUGACGAACUUGAACCAACUCCUGGUAAUACCUUGAGACAGACGUUUGAAAACCAGGUGAAUCGUAUCCUAAAUGACUGUCGUGACAAGACUGGUAGCAGCGCUCAGAAAAGUUUAUCAGAGUUCAAUAAUUUCAAAGCUAUGGUUGUAGCUGGCUCUAAAGGUUCCAAAAUCAACAUUUCACAGGUUAUUGCUGUGGUAGGACAGCAGAACGUUGAGGGUAAACGAAUCCCAUUCGGAUUUAACCAUCGUACAUUACCUCAUUUUAUCAAAGAUGAUUAUGGUCCUGAGAGUAGAGGUUUUGUUGAGAACUCGUAUCUUGCUGGCCUUACACCAACCGAGUUUUUCUUUCACGCCAUGGGUGGUCGUGAAGGUCUGAUUGAUACCGCUGUGAAAACUAGUGAAACUGGUUACAUUCAGCGUCGUCUGAUCAAAGCUAUGGAAAGUGUUAUGGUAGCUUACGAUGGAACAAUACGUAAUUCUGUCAAUCAAGUUAUUCAGUUAAGAUAUGGUGAAGAUGGAAUGGAUGCGACCCACAUCGAGUUUCAAAAUAUGCCUUCCCUAAAACCGAAUACUGCAGCUUUUGAAAGAAAGUUUCAUUUUGAAUCUGGAAUUGAGAGGAGAAUGAAACGAUUUCUUCAGGAUGAAAUAGUUCGGGAUAUCGUGGGAAGUGCUGCUGCUCAUCAUGAACUAGAAGCAGAGUUUUCCCAAUUAGAGAAGGAUCGUGAGGUGUUGAGAUCCAUAUUUCCUUCUGGUAACAGCAAGGUUGCCCUCCCUGUAAACCUCGGUCGUUUGAUUUGGAAUGCUCAGAAGACAUUUCACAUUAACAAGCGGAUACCCAGUGAUUUGAAUCCUGUCAAGAUUGUUCAAGAUGUUCGUAAACUAAGUGACAGGCUUGUGGUGGUAAAAGGUGAUGAUCCCAUCAGUAAACAAGCUCAAACUAAUGCGACCUUGUUAUUCAACAUAUUACUCAGAUCAACAUUAUGCUCCAAAAGAGUAUUGGAAGAAUUUCAUUUGUCCUCUCAGGCCUUCGACUGGAUUGUUGGAGAGAUCGAGACAAGGUUUAACUUAGCACAGGUUCAACCAGGGGAGAUGGUAGGCCCACUUGCGGCUCAGAGUCUUGGUGAACCUGCCACUCAGAUGACCUUGAAUACUUUCCAUUAUGCUGGUGUCUCCGCCAAGAACGUAACUUUGGGCGUACCAAGAUUGAAAGAAAUCAUGAACGUAUCAAAAAGACCGAAGACGCCCUCGUUGACCGUGUUUCUAGUCGGCAAACCGGCUAGAGAUGCGGAAAAAGCGAAGGACGUGCUUUGUCGAUUGGAACACACGACAUUGCGAAAGGUAACAGCCAACACAGCUAUAUAUUAUGAUCCCGAUCCUCAGAACACUGUCAUUUCUGAAGAUCAAGACUUCGUGAAUGUCUACUAUGAAAUGCCUGACUUUGACGUCACACGAAUCUCGCCUUGGUUGUUGCGUAUUGAGCUGGACAGAAAACGAAUGACAGACAAGAAGCUGACCAUGGAACAAAUAUCUGAGAAAAUUAAUAUGGCAUUUGGAGAUGAUCUGAAUUGUAUUUUUAACGACGAUAAUGCCGAGAAAUUGGUGCUUCGUAUCAGGAUCAUGAAUAAUGAUGAAAAUAAGAUGCAGGAGGAAGAGGAGCAGCUCGAUAAGAUGGAUGACGAUGUCUUUUUGCGUUGUAUCGAAGCUAAUAUGUUGACCGAUAUGACAUUGCAAGGAAUCGAAGCAAUUUCUAAAGUUUAUAUGCAUUUACCACAACAAGAUAGUAAGAAAAGAAUUGUAAUAACUGAGCAAGGAGACUUUAAAGCACUACCAGAAUGGCUGCUGGAAACAGAUGGUGUUAGUUUAAUGAGAGUUUUGAGCGAUCAAGAUGUAGAUCCAGUAAGGACAACCUCGAAUGAUAUCUGUGAAAUAUUUUCCGUGCUUGGUAUCGAGGCUGUGCGGAAAGCAGUUGAACGGGAAAUGAAUCACGUCAUCUCGUUUGAUGGUUCGUACGUAAACUAUCGUCAUUUAGCGUUGCUGUGUGACGUCAUGACGUGUAAAGGGCAUUUAAUGGCCAUUACUCGGCACGGAAUUAACAGACAAGAUUGUGGAGCUCUUAUGAGAUGCUCAUUUGAGGAAACUGUUGACGUAUUAAUGGAGGCCGCUUCUCACGGCGAAGUAGAUCAUUUACUUGGAGUCAGCGAAAGUAUCAUUAUGGGUCAACUACCUAAGAUUGGAACUGGAUGUUUUGAUCUAAUGUUGGAUUCUGAGAAAUGCAAAAAUGGAAUGGAAAUCCCAACACAUAUGCUUGCUAGUGGCCUGUUUGGAAGUGGACCGAUGGCUGCGCCAGGAAUGUUCUUUGGUUUAGCAAAUUCUCCUACCUCAGCCAUGUCUCCUCAAAUGACACCGUGGAACCAAGGAGCCACUCCAAAUUAUCAAGAGGCAUGGAGUCCAGGCAUGGGUAGUGGUAUGACUCCUGGAGGUGCAGGGUUUUCUCCAGCCGGAUCUGAUGCCAGUGGAUUUAGCCCAGGUGGUGGGUUUAGUCCUGGUGGUUGGAGUCCAAAUCCUGGGUCACCUGGUUCUCCUGGUGGACCUGUCAGUCCCUAUAUCCCCAGUCCAGGUGGUGCUGCCAGUUAUUCACCAGCUAGUCCUGCGUUUAUGCCAAGUUCACCAUCUAUGUCACCUACCAGUCCAUCUUACUCACCAACAUCCCCUGGUUAUUCACCUACAUCACCUAAUGCCGGUGGUUUCACUCCUGCAAGUCCUAGCUACUCUCCUACUUCACCCUCCUACUCCCCAACCUCACCAUCCUAUUCCCCGACUUCGCCGUCUUACUCCCCAACUUCACCGUCGUAUUCUCCUACAUCUCCCUCAUAUAGUCCUACAUCACCCUCUUAUUCUCCCACUUCACCAUCAUACUCCCCAACUUCGCCCUCGUAUUCACCAACCUCACCCUCCUAUUCACCAACUUCUCCAUCUUACUCGCCCACAUCUCCCUCAUACAGCCCGACAUCUCCAUCCUAUAGUCCUACCUCACCAUCCUACAGUCCAACCUCUCCUUCCUAUUCACCGACAUCUCCAUCGUACUCACCCACUUCUCCCUCUUAUUCCCCAACAUCUCCGUCGUACUCUCCAACAUCACCCUCCUACUCACCAACAUCACCAAACUACAGCCCUUCAUCCCCAUCGUACUCCCCAUCUUCACCAUCUUAUUCUCCUUCUUCUCCAAGUUAUACCCCGGAGUCAAACCGAAACUACUCACCAUCAUCGCCAUCAUAUUCCCCAAGUUCUCCGAAGUACUCACCAUCAUCUCCAAGUUAUUCUCCGACUUCUCCAAGUUACUCCCCAACUUCUCCAAAAUACAGUCCCACAUCACCAACCUAUUCACCCACCUCCCCAUCGUACACACCAUCAUCUCCGAAAUAUUCUCCAACCUCACCCACAUACUCCCCAACAUCCCCCACAUACUCUCCAACUUCACCGAAUUACUCCCCGACUUCACCACAAUAUUCUCCUGCCUCACCUCAAUAUUCACCCACAUCCCCACAGUAUUCUCCCUCCUCCCCCCAGUAUUCCCCAUCCUCUCCUCAGUACUCGCCAAGUUCACCUCAAUACUCUCCAAACUCACCGACAUCACCGCAUUAUUCCCCAAGUUCUCCGCAGUAUUCACCAUCAUCUCCUAAUUAUUCCCCUACCUCUCCACAAUACUCCACUGGUGAAGACUAUAGUCCUGUUGCGCCCAGAUACUCUCCAUCGUCGCCGACGUACAGUCCUUCAACACCCGGCGGUGCUUCAAACGUCUCCCCACAGUACUCCCCUUCAUCACCACAAUAUUCUCCAACUUCUCCAAGUUAUACACCUGCUACACCUGGGUAUUCUCCGGGGUCAGCGUAUUCUCCGUCUAGUCCUGUGUAUUCACCUGACGACGGUGAAGAGCAAAAGAAGAAAAAGAAGUGAUGAUUGCAUGGUCAAGUUAUGAUCAUCAUCAUUUUAUGAUGACAACAAAAUCGUCCAACGUGAACAAAAUGAAUGUUUUGGUGUGGCCAUGUACUGCAGUUUAGUCAAGUUCGUGGCUAUAAGAAGAUUUUUUAAAUUUUAACGAUUGUAGGAAAACCUGUUUGUCGUAAAAUUGUAAGGCCAUUGCGCUGCGAAAAUAGAUGCUGUGGAUGUAUAGUCCAUAGAUAAUAAGUAAUAACAAUACUGGAUCCAGCGUUAGGCAAAAUAAAUCACUGCAGCAAAUUUUAAUUUCAAAUCACCGGAAUAACCGUGCUAUUGGCUUUCACAAGUAAUUUUUAUUUCAGAAUUUAAAAUCUUGCAAUGGAAUUAUUUUGAGAGGUUAUGUUGGUCAUAUCCCCGUUAUUUUAAACUCCAACCAUAAGGUUUUUUUUAUCUGAGCUAAUGUUAACUUUUAUAAUUUAUUUUGACUAACGCUAAAUCCGCCACUGGUCAGUCAGUCAUAACAUAGGAAGUACGAUAAACUUUCAGACUUCAAAAUGAAUUAAUAUUUGAUGUUAAUUUGUUUUCACCGUGUACGAGUUUGCGUUAACGUGUGAAAAAGAUAGAUCAAAGUGUUCGCCGAGUUUCCUAGCUAUGUUUCUAAUGAUUAUGCUUAUACAAUUGAUUUUGAUGUCUGAUUGUAUUAUAGAUUUUGUCCCUACAUUCUCUGCAUUGCAAUCCACCCCGGAUGUUUAUAAAAUAGCCGAAAAAUGCGAAUAACUCUUUUUUUAAGAGUUCCGAAAAUGUGUUGAUAACUCUUUAGACUUUAGAGUGUUAUCGUACAACAAAUAAAGACGCAUUUUAAGAAAAACAGGGGUGUUGAAAUGGUUAGUCUAUGGAGACACUCUACAACUGACUCACCAAAUCCUAUCAUAUUUUAGGGGCUGGAUACAAGGCAGAUUAACUGAGAUAAGGAUUCCAAUUAGCGAAUAAUUGUGAUUUAAUUCUUUGAAUAUUUCCACAAAUACGAAAAAUCUUUUCGUACAUGGAUCAUAAACUUUCUAUGUAUUCACUAUUGUAUUUGACUUGUAUAGUAACAAAUAUCAUAGAUUGUGUAAAAAUAAAGAAGUAAAAAACCUA
Messenger RNA from Dendronephthya gigantea, 7501 nucleotides. Its product is annotated as DNA-directed RNA polymerase II subunit RPB1-like. Bases 284 to 6382 code for a protein of 2032 amino acids. Gene Ontology annotation, cellular component: RNA polymerase II, core complex. Gene Ontology annotation, biological process: transcription by RNA polymerase II. Gene Ontology annotation, molecular function: DNA binding. NCBI's taxonomy places the organism in Eukaryota, Metazoa, Cnidaria, Anthozoa, Malacalcyonacea, Nephtheidae. The transcript has 25 exons. The record is from RefSeq and is a predicted model, not a curated record.